Molecule: messenger RNA, 8189 nt
Organism: Heteronotia binoei (common prickly gecko)
Lineage: Eukaryota; Metazoa; Chordata; Lepidosauria; Squamata; Gekkonidae
Product: transient receptor potential cation channel subfamily M member 7
Exons: 40
Coding region: 312-6377 (2021 amino acids)
Biological process (GO): protein tetramerization; calcium ion transport; protein phosphorylation
Cellular component (GO): membrane
Molecular function (GO): ATP binding; protein serine/threonine kinase activity; calcium channel activity
Source: RefSeq, a predicted model, not a curated record
UCCUGCUCCCGCUCCUGCCGCCACUCUCACCGCGGCCGCCCGCUCCGCAGCCCCAGCCGCAGCCGCCUCCUCCUACCUCGCGCCUCCUCACCGCCUGAGGCCAGCCCGGGGCUUGGGCUUCCUUCUUCUUCUCCUUCUUCCCGCCAGGCCCCGCCGCCGCCUAGCUGCCGAGCUCAGCGCCGAUAGAUGGAGACAGGCCCCGCCACCGCCGAAGCCGAACCACGAGCAGGAGCCGCUGCUGCCCUCAUCGCCCGGCGUGAGGAGAACCAGAGCCGCCGGCGCCGAGACCCAGCCGCCGGACCCUGAGGAGAAUGUCCCAGAAAUCUUGGAUAGAAAAUACUUUUACCAAGCGAGAAUGUGUGUAUAUUAUACCAAGUUCAAAGGAUCCUCACAGAUGCCUUCCAGGAUGUCAGAUUUGUCAGCAACUUGUCAGGUGCUGCUGUGGCCGUUUGGUCCGGCAACAUGCUUGUUUCACAGCGAGUCUUGCCAUGAAAUAUUCAGAUGUGAAACUGGGUGAAAAUUUUAAUCAGGAAAUAGAAGAGUGGUCAGUGGAAAAACAUACAGAACAGAGUCCAACAGAUGCGUAUGGUGUCAUUAACUUCCAAGGAGGCUCUCAUUCUUAUCGAGCUAAGUAUGUGCGGUUGUCCUAUGAUACAAAACCUGAAGCCAUUCUCCAGCUUAUGCUUAAAGAAUGGCAGAUGGAACUGCCCAAGCUGGUUAUUUCCGUUCAUGGAGGGAUGCAGAAAUUUGAGCUUCACCCACGCAUUAAACAGUUGCUUGGUAAAGGCCUUAUAAAAGCAGCAGUGACAACAGGAGCCUGGAUUAUAACUGGAGGAGUGAACACAGGAGUUGCAAAACAUGUUGGCGAUGUCCUCAAGGAACACGCCUCUCGAUCAUCUCGCAAGAUUUGCACUAUUGGAAUAGCUUCAUGGGGAGUGAUUGAAAACAGAAAUGACCUCGUUGGGAGAGAUGUGGUUGCUCCAUAUCAAACCCUGCUAAAUCCUUUAAGUAAAUUAAAUGUCCUAAAUAAUCUUCAUUCCCAUUUCAUACUGGUGGAUGAUGGAACUGUUGGAAAAUAUGGGGCAGAAGUUAAACUUCGACGAGAACUGGAAAAAACUAUCAAUUUGCAAAGAAUCCAUGCAAGAAUUGGCCAGGGUGUCCCUGUGGUGGCACUCAUAUUUGAAGGGGGUCCCAAUGUUAUCCUCACUGUUCUGGAAUACCUGCAGGAAAGUCCUCCGGUGCCAGUGGUGGUUUGCGAGGGCACUGGCAGAGCUGCAGACAUCCUGGCUUACGUCCAUAAGCAAACAGAAGAAGGAGGAAUUAUUCCUGAUGGGGCAGAACCUGAAAUAAUUUCAACCAUCAAAAAGACAUUUAAUUUUGGCCAGAGUGAGGCAGUUCACUUGUUCCAGACGCUGCUGGAGUGCAUGAAGAAAAAAGAACUUAUCACUGUAUUCCAUAUUGGGUCCGAUGAGCAUCAAGAUAUUGAUGUUGCAAUCCUCACAGCACUACUAAAAGGGACAAACGCCUCUGCAUUUGACCAGCUUGUGCUUACUCUUGCAUGGGACAGAGUUGAUGUUGCCAAAAAUCAUGUUUUUGUUUAUGGACAGCAGUGGCUGGUUGGAUCUUUAGAGCAGGCUAUGUUAGAUGCCCUUGUGAUGGACCGAGUUGCCUUCGUGAAACUACUUAUUGAGAAUGGAGUAAGCAUGCACAAAUUUCUUACAAUUCCCAGACUGGAAGAACUUUACAACACUAAACAAGGCCCAACUAAUCCAGCGCUGUUUCACCUUGUUCGAGAUGUUAAACAGGGCAACCUUCCUCCAGGUUACAAACUCACUUUGAUUGAUGUGGGGCUCAUUAUUGAAUAUUUGAUGGGAGGAACGUACAGAUGCACCUACACACGAAAACGCUUCAGAGCAGUAUACAACAGUCUCAGCGGCAGCAAUCGGCGGUCUGGCCGAAAUGCUUCAAGCAGCACCCCUCAGUUACGUAAAAACCACGAACCUUUUGGUAACAGGGCAGAUAAAAAAGAGAAAAUGCGGCAUAACCACUUCAUCAAAACUGCACAGCCUUACAAACCAAAGGUCGAUACUGUUAUAGAAGAAGGAAAAAAGAAAAAAACCAAAGAUGACAUAGUAGAUAUCGAUGACCCGGAGACACGGCGGUUUCCUUAUCCUCUGAAUGAGCUGCUACUUUGGGCGGUGCUAAUGAAAAGGCAAAAAAUGGCCCUCUUCUUCUGGCAACAUGGGGAGGAGUCCAUGGCCAAAGCCUUAGUGGCCUGCAGGCUGUAUCGGUCGAUGGCCUAUGAAGCAAAACAAAGUGACCUUGUUGACGAUACCUCGGAAGAACUCAAACAGUAUUGCGAUGAGUUUGGACAACUGGCUGUUGAGCUGUUAGAACAGUCGUUCCGGCAAGAUGAAACAAUGGCUAUGAAGUUGCUAACUUACGAGUUAAAAAACUGGAGUAAUUCCACCUGCCUUAAGCUAGCAGUGUCUUCACGGCUUCGCCCUUUUGUUGCUCAUACAUGCACACAAAUGUUGUUGUCUGAUAUGUGGAUGGGAAGACUAAACAUGAGGAAGAAUUCAUGGUACAAGGUGAUAUUGAGCAUCUUGGUCCCCCCUGCCAUACUAAUGCUGGAAUACAAAACCAAGGCAGAAAUGUCCCAUAUUCCACAGUCUCAAGAUGCACACCAAAUGACCAUGGAAGACAGUGAGAACAACUUCCAGACCAUAGCAGAAGAAAUACCAAUGGAAGUGUUUAAAGAAGUAAAAGUCCUAGAUGGUAACGAAGGGAAGCAUGACAUGGAGACAGCUGUAAAGCCCAAGAGACUUCCAGUGACACGGAAAUUUUAUGCCUUUUAUCAUGCACCAAUAGUGAAAUUCUGGUUCAAUACGUUGGCCUACUUAGGAUUUUUGAUGCUUUAUACUUUUGUCGUUCUUGUGAGAAUGGAAGAGCUGCCUUCCAUUCAGGAAUGGAUUGUCAUUGCUUACAUUUUCACAUUGGCUGUUGAGAAGAUUCGUGAGAUCUUCAUGUCGGAGGCUGGGAAGGUUAGUCAGAAGAUAAAAGUGUGGUUCAACGAUUACUUCAAUGUCAGCGAUACAAUAGCCAUCAUCACUUUCUUUAUUGGUUUUGCACUAAGAUUUGGAGCAAAAGGGAAUUUUAAUGAAGAUACUUAUUCAUUAAAUCACAUUUUUGUUGCUGGAAGAGUAACUUACUGUCUGAAUAUAAUCUUCUGGUAUGUGAGGCUACUGGAUUUCCUAGCUGUAAACCAACAGGCUGGCCCUUACGUCAUGAUGAUUGGGAAAAUGGUGGCCAACAUGUUUUACAUUGUAGUGAUCAUGGCUGUUGUCCUGCUCAGUUUUGGAGUCCCCAGGAAGGCAAUACUUUACCCUAAUGAAGAACCAUCCUGGGUUCUGGCAAAAGAUAUUGUGUUUCAACCCUACUGGAUGAUCUUUGGUGAAGUUUAUGCUUAUGAAAUAGAUGUGUGUGCAAACAAUUCUGACCAAAAUGUUAAAGAGCUCUGCGUGAUGGGAUCAUGGCUCACUCCGUUUCUUCAAUCAGUCUAUCUCUUUGUCCAGUACAUAAUUAUGGUCAAUCUCCUCAUCGCCUUUUUCAACAAUGUAUACUUGCAAGUGAAAGCAAUUUCCAACAUUGUAUGGAAAUACCAGCGUUAUCAUUUUAUUAUGGCUUAUCAUGAGAAACCUGUCCUGCCCCCUCCUCUUAUCAUCCUUAGUCAUAUGGCUUCCCUGUUCUGUUGCGUAUGCAAGCGAAGAAAGACCGAUAAAGCUUCAGAUGGACCAAAACUGUUUUUAACAGAAGAGGAUCAGAAGAAACUACAUGAUUUUGAAGAAUUAUGUGUUGAAAUGUAUUUCAAUGAAAAAGAUGACAAGUUCCAUACGGGGAGUGAAGAAAGAAUUAGAGUAACUUCUGAACGGGUGGAGCAAAUGUGCAUUCAGAUCAAGGAAGUUGGUGACCGAGUCAACUAUAUCAAGCGCUCAUUACACUCUCUAGAUACUCAGAUUGGCCACUUGCAGGAUCUUUCGGCACUCACGGUGGACACUUUGAAAACAUUAACAGCACAGAAGGCUUCAGAAGCAAGCAAGGUCCAUAAUGAAAUUACACGUGAACUGAGCAUUUCUAAACAUCUGGCGCAGAACCUCGUUGAUGACGGUCCCCUAAGAUCUUCCAUGUGGAGGAAGCACAGUAUUGGCAAUGUAUUUGGUUCCUCUUUCCCCCAAGGAGGCCUUGAAAGUAAUAAUGCUGUACUGUGCAACAUUUCUAUGCAAGAUGAAAGAGAUUCUGGACAUAAGAUGACUGAUUUCCCCAACAGGAAUGAACUCAACUUUCCAGAGGCAGGUUCCUCUGGCAGUGCCUUAAUCCCAAGAGCUCUUUCUCCUCCAGAACUUCGUCAAAGAAUACAGGGUACAGACUCAGCAAAGAGCAGUAAUAAAAGUAAAAAGGUGGGCAGUUCCUCAAAAAGCAUGCCGCAUCAAACGUCCCCAACAGCUAAAUUUUUUGUUAGCACUCCUUCUCGACCCAGUUGCAAAAGCCAGUUAGAAACUGCAGCCAAGGAUGAGAAGGCCGCCGACACAGAUAACACUGUCGAAUUUGGUGCAUUUGUGGGUAAGUAUAGCCGACUCAAGCAGGAACUUCCUAAACUUGCCGUUGGUUGCUGUAGUUGUCCUGCUUCGCAUUCUGUAUGUCUUGCUGUCAGCUCCCAAGCUUGCGUUGGAGUAGAGGGAUACGUUAACCAUGCUUUUGUCGAUAAUGAAAGUGACGAUGUCGCAGAUGGCUGCAUGGACAAAUGGAAUCUCUACGUCUCUUCCGACACAAUGAAGAAUAGUGCCACCAAUAAGUUACAGCGGUCUUCUACUAAUGAGAACAGGAAUGAGAUGAGUGAACAUCUGAAAGGAGCACUGAGUGUUGAAGGACUCCCCUACAGCACUCAAGAAACUGCACGAAAGAACCAAGCUUUAUGUUCCAGGACCUUUACACGAGUCCAGAAACUGUGGAUCAAAUCUAAAUUGCAAGGUCACAGAGACAGCAUGGAAUUACAGAGAUUUAAGGACACCGAACUUAAGAGCAAAGAAAAAAGUGAUACAAUUGAGGAGCAACAGGAGGAUUUCAGAAAAGCAAUUUUAGAAGGCAUGGAGACAACAAGGCAGCAGGGCAGUAGCGGCACUGAAGGCAGCCUGAGACAGGUCAGUUCAUGUGGCGGCUUCACUGAAUACCAUCGAAGCUUGAUAGCCGGCCGUUCAGAGCAAUUGCACAGUAAGAGCAGAAAGACAUCAGUUGAAGAGUCUCCUCAGGCAGAUUCUAAGGCAGCCUUACUCACGGACUGGGUACAAGGCCGACCUUCAUACAGCAAUCAGAUGUCUUCUGAAGAAGAUGCUCUGAAUGGUAUUGCUUCCCCUUUCAAGCCCAUCAUGGAUUCCACCUACUACUAUUCAGCUGUUGAAAGAAAUAAUCUGAUGAGGUUGUCACAGAGCAUCCCAUUCACCCCUGUGCCUCCAAGAGGAGAACCAGUCACUGUGUAUCGUCUUGAAGAAAGUUCUCCCAACAUCUUGAACAACAGCAUGUCUUCCUGGUCUCAACUGGGUCUUUGUGCCAAGAUUGAAUUCCUGAGCAAGGAGGAGAUGGGAGGAGGUUUGCGACGAGCCCUCAAAGUGGUCUGCACCUGGUCAGAGUAUGACAUUUUGAAGUCGGGCCAUCUUUAUAUCAUCAAAUCUUUUCUACCUGAAGUUAUCAAUACUUGGUCAAGUAUUUACAAAGAAGAGACAGUGUUACAUCUCUGUUUAAGAGAAAUUCAGCAACAGAGGGCUGCACAGAAACUCACAUUUGCGUUCAAUCAGAUGAAGCCAAAGUCAAUUCCAUAUUCCCCAAGAUUCCUGGAAGUGUUUCUCUUAUAUUGCCAUUCAGCUGGGCAGUGGUUUGCAGUGGAGGAGUGCAUGACAGGGGAAUUCAGGAAGUACAAUAACAACAACGGGGAUGAGAUCAUCCCAACCAACAUGCUGGAAGAGAUGAUGCUGGCCUUCAGCCAUUGGACCUACGAAUACACUCGAGGAGAGCUGCUGGUCCUGGAUCUUCAAGGUGUCGGUGAAAAUUUGACAGACCCCUCUGUGAUAAAAGCUGGAGAAAAAAGGUCAAGUGACAUGGUAUUUGGGCCUGCGAAUCUAGGAGAAGACGCCAUCAAAAACUUCAGAGCAAAGCACCACUGCAAUUCGUGCUGCAGGAAGCUAAAGCUCCCAGAUUUGAAGAGGAACGAUUACACCCCUGACAAAAUCCUACUGCCUCAGGACGAUUCUCCAGAACUGACCAUUCAGCCUGGGAGCUGCACCAAAGAAUCAGGCUCAGCGAGUUCAAGUCACCUGAUGCUGUAGCAAAACACACAGCUCUUUCAACUUCAACCAGACACUUGCGGAAGUCUUCACUGGGUUCUCUUGCCCAUCUUUCCCUGCACUGUUGGCUUGACGAAUGAGUUCAUCGAAGUGGAAACCACACAAACACGGAAUGGAAUUUUGUGAUGGCUCCAGUACAGUGAGCUGUCCAAUACCUGGGUAGACAUAGCCAAACUGCAGGAAGCCACCUCUGGAGGGGUAGUUGGUGAUUUUUCUUUAAAAGGCUGGAUGAAAUUAAGUAUUUAUGAAAAUAGCUUUUUAAAGAAACAUUUUAGCAGAAGGUUAAACUUGACAAUUUUACCGUGGUCCUUGGAGGGGGAUCUUUUUGCCCCUCUCCCCUCCGUUCUGUAGUGCAAUAUGCCCUUGACCAAAUGAUUAUUUUUGUUUUGUUUUUUGCAUCUGAUGGUUUUAAGGCAGAUCAGCAGGGUUUUGUGACAGCUGGUUUCUGUCAUCUGGCAAGGACAAUGGAAGAGAGAUCCCCUCCUUCCUUCCUCUUCAGCUUCGCAGAUACCGAAGGAUUCUCUGACCCUCUUGCGGGGGUGUCUUCGAGAUGUGCUCUCUCUGUUUGGUGCCAUGUAUGUUUCUUUUAUGCGGCCCAUGGGAACACUGCUGCUCCUAAGGGAAUCUGCCCACGCUCAGUGCCAGUUCCGUUGUGAAGCUGCAGGGGCAGGAAGCGCCAGUUCCCCGACGUGAAGAGGUAGAAGAGAGCCUGUCUCCUGUAUCAGGAUUCAGCCUCAAAAGCGUGGAGCCAGCUCCCAUGGGGAUGAAUUGUGCUCCCUUACGGAUAUGUGUGUAUGUUUUUUAAAAAAAAAAAUACAUUUCAGUUUUUUCAAGUCACUGUCGUGUAGUAGCAAAGCCUCAAGAGGAGAUGUGGAGGGGAGAAAUAAUCACAUUGUAUAGAACAAAAAAUAGCACAGAGGCUGGUCCAGAAUACAGAGCAAGGGGAGGGGGGGAACCAGGUGUUAGGGAGGAGCUAUUUCUUGUUACAAUAGUGGCUGCUUCAGAAAUUUUGCCUUCCAAAGAUCUCCUAAAAACCAGUAUAUGAAAGCUGAAUGUACACACGAACUUUUUUUGGGGAGAGGGGGGUCCUUUGAGAUGCUGCUUUUGCAGUGUGGACGCUGCUGCUGGUUCCUUCCCCUGCCUCUCAGGUAAUGUUAGGCACCCCGGGGGUUUGCAGGAGGAGUCCAGGCCGCGUCAUGUCUCUGCCAUGGCAACACUGCCACAGUUCGCAGAAAGAACGGUGCUGUCGUGGAUUUUUCCUGGGCAUCUUUUAAUGUGAAUCUUGGUGGCGCUGGAAAAAGCUGUAAAAGAAAUGUCCAAAGGGCCCCUUAGUAGUAUUUAAGAUGGCGUGGGAAACGCCUUUUAAUGUAAUGUUAUGUAUGGUACUUAUUUAAGAAAAAAGAAACUAGGGAUGGAUUUACAUGAUGUCACAUACGGGAGAUUGCAAUGCAACUUUUAAGCCAAUAACAUGUAAUUUCCCUGUCCCAGAUUUGUUGAAUAUUCAACAAGAAGAACCUGUUGUCCAACUGAAGUUUUAUGCUGCGUUUUUGUUUUGCUACAUAGGUACUAAUUGUAAUUUUUAAUUGAAGGGCACCGUAAAGCUCAGUAAUUUUUUUUUAUUCCGUAGUGUAUCUCAUAGAUACAGACGAUAAGGCACGAACACAAUAGCUGUUUAAAUGGUGGUUCAUGUUGCUGGGGAAGGAAUAGCAUAGUGAAUUAAAGAUACAAAACUGUAUACAUUUUGUAUAUCAAUAAAUCUUUAAACAAUCCCAAAUAAAUUUAUUCUUGUUUAGA